Macrobrachium nipponense is the source of this 4421-nucleotide messenger RNA. RefSeq names its product IQ motif and SEC7 domain-containing protein 1-like (gene siz). The transcript is spliced from 18 exons. The coding region runs from base 388 to 3645 and encodes 1085 amino acids. The record is from RefSeq and is a predicted model, not a curated record. Lineage: Eukaryota; Metazoa; Arthropoda; Malacostraca; Decapoda; Palaemonidae. Gene Ontology annotation, biological process: regulation of ARF protein signal transduction; actin cytoskeleton organization. Gene Ontology annotation, molecular function: guanyl-nucleotide exchange factor activity; protein binding.
GGCAGAGAUGGGGGUGAAGGUGGAGGAGGUGGAGUCGCGAUUUGGAGCGAAAGUAGUCUCCCGGAGACUGAGAUCAGUGAGAGGAAGAAGUGGCAGUAUUUCAUAGCCUGACGUGGAAGUGGGACUUUCAUGUGAGUGGUGUUUAAAUCAGUUAUUUGAGAAGUGUAUGUCUGAUAUGCAGGGAGAUCACAUGAAUUUCUGAACGGCAAGACUCAAAAUCAUGAAAGAAAACAAGAAAUACGGGUGUCACUCGGAGUGCCUGACCUUGGAAGGUGUAGAACAUAAUUGAAUUGUGCUUCUCUUGUAUCGCAUCUUGUAAUGAAGUGAUGGUGAUCAAAAGUGAUCACAUCGUGUUACACAGUGGCAGUUAAAGGUCGUAAACAGCACAUGUUCGGGCUUGGCUCAGAACAGGUGGUGGUGCACCAGGAGGCUGUGCCGCAUCACCUGCCCACGGCCUUCUCCAGGUACUAUCUCAAGGUCACUUGCUUCUCCACUAACCCAAGGUAUGGUUCUGGUGUCAAUAACGUUGUACAUUGCAGUUUGAGGUGCAAGCCCAGGUACGUCAGAUUUUCCUGUGUGGGACUCGAGUUACCUUUGAGUUCACUUGUGAAGGUCGAUCGUGGUUAUUGUGGCAAAGGACCUCCUGGAAGAGGGUUGGGUGUGGGCAUCACCAAGUCUUACAGCAUCGAAAGCUCCGCACCCCCCAUACCACCACACCAUUUACACCACUACGCCUCUCACCUCCACCAGAAUGCCAGCAGUCAUGCCCGACGAGCACAGUUGCAGCAAGCAGUUUCACAGCCCAGUGGCGUUGGGCUUGGUGGCAGACGGCAGCCCCCUAGAGGGUCAGCUGCUGAUGAUAGUGGGAACCGCAACAGCAGAUGGAGGGGCAGUGGCUCCCAGGGCGCAGGACAGGGUUAUGAACUUUCCCAAGAUUUGGCUGACAUGCGGCUGGAAAUGCUUGAGAGGAGAUAUGGUGGUGCUGUAGCCAGACGUGCAGCCAUUACUAUACAGCGAGCAUACAGACACUAUGCCAUGUAUAAGAAAUUCCGCUCCAUCACAGCCACUGCAAAAGCGCAGGAGAAGAGACUGUCUCGAAGGUUUACUGUUGAUGUCCCUGAAUGGAGUGAACCUGGGCAACAUUGCCACGAUGCUGAGCAUAUUAUACGAUCCGAGUUUGAUCAGUUACAGAGGAAUUUAAGUGCUGCAGUCUAUGGUGAAGGAAGGCGACCAGCACGCUCACUAUCAAUGCGAGACAGCCCACGAACGUCUGCAACUGGCAGUGUCACAACGACAGCUGCAACUACCCGACCCCAGCAAGAUGAUAAUUAUGACUUACAUGACACCAUAGCUUCCAUGAGUGACAGUUCAUUAUAUUGUCAUGUGUCUGCGCAGUCUCCGCUGACUCCUACGACAACAGUAACCCCAUCCCACACCCAUGCACGAAAUGGCUCUGGCGACUAUCAGCAGCAGCAGACAGAUCUGGGUUUAUAUGCCUCAGCCAAGGAACUCAAGUAUUUUUCCUCAGAGGACAGUGGUCUUGGAAGUCAGGAUAGUGCAAGCUUGGGAAGAGGAAAUAUUUCUCAGAGAGGUGGACGGCCAGGUGCUAAAAAAGUUCCUCCAGAAGUACCAAGGAGAUCAUCAUCAAUUAAGUCCAGUGAGAGUGGUGGCAGCAUUGAUAGCACUGCCGUAUUGUCCACUGCAAAUCAUAGAGUUCAUUGCCACCCUCCAUCCCUGACACCUCCAUCUUCUACACCAUCCUCACUUACAUCAGAAGGUGGACACAGUGAGAGAGGAGCUCUCAGAAGGUCAGCAGAUAAUGGGUCAAUGUCCAGUGUGCAGUCAUCAGGUUCUGACUCUUCCCUUUCCCAGUCCAACUCUGAUCGUGCUACUCCAUUGUCAACUCAUGAUCAGGUUGAUAAUUCUGACUAUCAUCCCACUUCACCAAUAUGGAAACGCAAAAAUCAACAGAUGAGCACAAGCGAAGUGAUUUAUGAUGAUAAGAGGCUGAGCAACAUCAGUGAAAAUUCAGAAGAUUCACUUCAGUCCCAUUCCUCUGAGGGAAUGACUUACUCCCAAACUAUACCCUCACAGAUUCCACACUCAGCACGCUACGCCAAUGCUCAUUUCAAUCACACUCCUCAUUUACCCAAGGUACCAGAAGUAGUCAGAAAGCGGCAAUAUAGAGUGGGCUUAAACUUAUUCAAUAAGAAACCAGAGAAAGGUAUUACCUAUUUAAUAGGUCGAGGUUUCUUAGAGAAUUCUUCACAAGCAGUAGCAAAGUUCCUUCUAACUCGGAAAGGUCUUAGUAAACAGAUGAUUGGAGAAUAUCUGGGCAAUCUCCAAAACAACUUUAAUAUGGCUGUGCUUGAAUGUUUUGCACAAGAAAUUGAUUUGUCUGGAAUGCAAGUAGAUGUUGCCCUCAGAAAGUUCCAGACGCACUUUCGUAUGCCAGGCGAGGCACAAAAAAUUGAACGUCUUGUUCAGGUGUUUGCGCAGCGGUAUUGCCAGUGUAACAGAGAUAUUGUUGCUAAGUUAAGAGAUCCUGAAACUAUAUUUGUAAUGGCAUUUGCCAUAAUUAUGUUGAACACUGACCUACAUACAGCUUCAAUGAAACAAGAGAAGAGAAUGAAGCUUGAAGAUUUUAUAAAAAACCUAAGAGGGAUUGAUGAUGGAUAUGACAUAGAACGUGAGAUGCUAGAAGGAAUGUAUCAAAGAAUCAAGUCCCAAGAAUUUAGAAUUGGACAUGAUCAUGUAACUCAAGUUUUAAAGGUUCAGCAAACUAUGGUAGGAAAGAAGCCUAACUUGGCACUACCUCAUCGUAGAUUAGUUUGUUACUGCCGACUCUACGAAAUCCCUGAUGUAAACAAAAGAGAAAGAGUAGGUGUUCAUCAGAGAGAGGUCUUCCUUUUCAACGAUCUUCUAGUUGUCACUAAAAUUUUUUCUAAAAAGAAAAGCUCUGUGACUUAUACCUUCCGACAAAGUUUUCCUCUUGCUGGUCUGUCAGUGACCACUAAGGAAGUGCCAUAUUACCCAUAUCUCAUGGAAAUUCGCCAGAGAGUCGACAGCAAGCUAUUAAUUACUUUUAAUGCUCGAAAUGAACACGAUCGCUCCAAAUUUUGUGAAGACCUGAAAGAGUCUAUAUGUGAGAUGGAUGAAAUGGAGAACUUGAGAAUUGAGGGAGAGCUGGAAAGACAAAAAGCAUCUCUGAGGGCAUCAAGACCAAAUUCCACUACAGAUAAUCGGGAUUCGGGUGUCGCCGACAUGGAGUUGUUAACAACGUGUAGUACGGAAAAGAAUGGAACCUUAAAAUCAGACUCAACUUUGAAAAGAUCAGCAUUAAGCAAUUCUCUACUGGAUAUUCAUGAAGCUGAAAUUGGUGGGCAGUCAGUGCGACGGGGGAGCGUGGGCUCUCUCGAUUCUGGCAUGUCUGUCUCCUUCCAGUCCACUAGUGCCUCCAAUGAGACUUCUCCAGCCGGUGGUCCUCUGCCAUCACUGUAUUUCAAGUCAUCCCCAGUGGAUCUUCAGCAGCACCCUAACCUUCAUCGGCGUACUUUAACAUCAAACACUUCAUUUCUUGGUCAGCUGUUUCGUCCACGCAGAACUUCGCGUUCUGAUUUAUCCUCAGCUGGAGUGGAGGUCUGACAGUGAUACAAGCAGCCUCUCACUCUCCAUCUUCCUUCACUGGGAAAUGUUGAUAUUAGGCAAAGUCAGGUUGUAUCUUCUAGCCAUAAUCUAGUCUUUCAAGUGUACACAAGCAUUCCAAAUAGAGCACAGUGAAGAUGAUGUGGCCAAAAACAUCAAUUCUGUAAAUUAUCCUGUGUAUCUCAUACUGUGUAUGUGUGCAAAGGUAUCGGUACUUAUGUAAUUAGGUGAACAUUUGAGGAACCAAACAAAUAUGCAGUGCCAUUUAGUCAGAUAUAGUCAAAUAUAUAACCUUGUAUAAAGUAUUAUGUAUAUAAAUCAUGUUAAAUAGUAAUCUGUAAUAUAUAUAUACUUUAACCAUAGUUGGCUGAAUAUGUCCAAGAAUAGAUUUUUUUCUGAUGGUAUUUUAGAGUAGCAUCUGCUAGUCUAAAAGUCAGGAUUUCAUAAGAUUUCCAGAGUAUAGUUAUUAACAUUAUUCAGUUUGUGUACACAACCUUUCAAAUGAAGAGUAAGGUACAGUUUAAAUCAGUUUAAACUGUAUACUUCCCUAUGAAAUUUAUCUCUAGUCAGCACUCUUGAUUUUUAUGUCUUGUAUUUGAUGCUUCAAGGACAAAUUGUUGGACUAACUUGAUAGUGGGGUGUUACAGAUUAUACUUUACUGAUAUCACACACUCACAUCCAACAUUGUACAUAGGGAUAUAUUGUUAUCAUUUCAUCAGCUUGAUUGUACAGGCUGUAUUUCUAUGACAAAAAUAAAGAAUUAUCAAGCAAUAAAA